AUGCUCCCAUCCCUUUAUUCCAUUCGUAACAAUGACAAAUUCUUUUGGACUUCACUUCUCUCUCUCCUCUCUCACAUCGAUUUCUGCACGUCGGAACAAUCCAACGCCUAUCAAAGGGAAGACCGCCGCCGCACUCCCACCACAACCACAACCACCGGUAACCGUGACGUGAGCAAACAGGAGAUUCAAGCAGCCAUUGCCAAAGCGGUGGAGCUCCGAGCACUUCAUGCUGCUCUGUUACAGAGCAACAGUCCGGCACAUCUCCGGUUGCCGUCGGCGUCUCCAGUUUCACGGCAUGCGUCUCAACUCUCCGCUCAGGAUUACCCUGUUUUCACUCCUAGUUACGAUGAUGUACCGAGGAAUCAAAGUUUCCCAAGUUGUUGGGACGAAUGUAGCGUAAACGGGGGUGGCAACGACGAUCUACGGUUCUUGUCUGACUACAAGAACCCGAACACAUCGUCCAGAACACUGUUGCCACCCGAACUGCUAAACAUCCUCCCUCACACAUGUCCUUCUGACGAUCAAAACUCCGUCACCGCCUCCACCGCCAACCACGUCAACCACCUCCGCGCGUCUCCGGGAACCGAAUUCUCAAAAUCGAGAAGGAACAGUCUCGGAGACUUCCGGUCGAUUUCCUCGUGCAAUAAAUGCAAACCGGCAACACUUAGCACGAAUAAAUAUUCGAAUUUGGUCGUCCCGAUGACCGAUUCCCAUUCGUUGUUCCAAUCCCAUUCCAAGCCCAAGUCCGGAAUCAGCCUUUCGUGGUUGUUUCCGCGGUUAAACAAGAAAAAACACAAGAACGUCGAGCAGUCGCCGAAUAGAAUGGAAUCGGACGAGGCUUCGGGUAAGGAUUCCGGAGUUGUGACGUCAAUUGAAGCGUUGAAGAAGGAACUGAUUGAAGCGAAUGAGCGGCGCGAAGCGGCGGUAAUUGAGGUUUCCGAGAUGAAAUCGUCGAUAUGUGACAUGAAAGAGAAGUUAGAGUAUUUGGAGAGUUAUUGCGAAGAGCUGAAGAAGGCGUUGAGUCAAACGGUGUUACAAGCAAAACGGAAUGGGAAUGGGAAUGGGAAAAUCGGAAUCGGAAUCAGUGAUUCCAUGCCGGUUAGUAAUGAAGUAAUGGUGGAAGGGUUUAUGCAAAUAGUAUCGGAAGCGAGAUUAUCGGUUAAACACUUUUGUAAAACUUUGGUUUCCCAUAUCGACGAAGGGGACACGGUUUUACUCGAUAACCUAAACUCAAUUCUUCAACCGUAUAAACAAUCGAUAAACUCGAAAUACUCGAAAUCCGUUUUAUACCAUUUGGAAGCGAUCAUAAACCAAUCGUUAUACCAAGACUUUGAAAACUGCGUGUUUCAGAAGAACGGAAUUCCAAAGCUUUUAGACCCGCAACAGGAACGGGAAUUGCAAUUCUCGUCGUUUUGCGCGCUUCGGAAUUUAAGUUGGAAUGAGGUUUUGAGAAAGGGGACGAAGUAUUACAGCGAGGAGUUUAGUAGAUUUUGUGAUUUGAAAAUGAGCGGAGUGAUAACAGCUUUGAAUUGGACUCGACCAUGGCCGGAAUUGUUGCUUCAGGCGUUUUUUGUGGCUGCUAAGUGUAUUUGGUUGUUGCAUUUGUUGGCGUUUUCGUUUAAUCCGGUUUUGGGGAUUUUGAGAGUGGAAGAGAAUCGAAGCUUUGAUGGUGUUUUCAUGGAGGAUGUGUUUGUUGAUAGACAAAGGGGGCAGAAUCAGACUCCGAGUAAAGUGAAGGUUAUGGUGAUGCCGGGGUUUUAUGUGCAAGAUAGGGUUUUGAGGUGUAAGGUAAUUUGCAGGUAUAAAACUUCAGGUUAAUUUGUUUAUUAUUUAUUUUUAUUUUAUUUUUUUGUCAUUGGGUGAUAUAAUGUAAUGUUGUGAGUGGUUGUGUUGUAACAAGAGCUGUUUGUGUUGUAUUUUAAUGAUGCUUGAUGCAAAUGUUGAUAAUUUUAAAAUGAGAGGCGUUGUUUUGUUGGAUUCAA
This is a messenger RNA of Lactuca saligna, 1982 nucleotides long. NCBI's taxonomy places the organism in Eukaryota, Viridiplantae, Streptophyta, Magnoliopsida, Asterales, Asteraceae. The record is from the annotation of a GenBank genome assembly.